Oryza sativa Japonica Group (Japanese rice) is the source of this 1163-nucleotide messenger RNA. RefSeq names its product ER lumen protein-retaining receptor. NCBI's taxonomy places the organism in Eukaryota, Viridiplantae, Streptophyta, Magnoliopsida, Poales, Poaceae. Gene Ontology annotation, cellular component: cis-Golgi network; membrane; endoplasmic reticulum. The record is from RefSeq and is a predicted model, not a curated record. Gene Ontology annotation, biological process: protein retention in ER lumen; endoplasmic reticulum to Golgi vesicle-mediated transport. Gene Ontology annotation, molecular function: ER lumen protein retrieval receptor activity.
CGAAGACAAAUCGUGUCCACGGCGGAAUCACAAAGCCCCCGAUCGGACGGCCGAUAAAUCGCCGGCGAUUUGAUCCGACGGCUGGUAAAUGCUCAAGCGCGACUCAUCUCCCCCCAACCUUCUCAACCCACGAGGUGGGAUCUCACGGCCUCAUCGGCGGGCGAGAUGAACGCCUUCAGGCUCGCCGGGGACAUGACGCACAUCAUGAGCGUCCUCGUCCUCCUGCUCAAGAUCCACACCAUCAAGUCUUGCGCUGGUGUUUCCUUGAAAACACAGGAGCUAUAUGCUCUUGUUUUCGCCACUCGCUACUUGGACAUAUUUACAGACUUUAUAUCCCUAUACAAUACAGUCAUGAAGAUGAUUUUCCUGGGUAGCUCAUUCUCAAUUGUUUGGUAUAUAAGGCGCCACAAGAUGGUCCGCAGAUCAUAUGAUAAGGAUCACGAUACAUUUCGACAUCAAUUUCUUGUUCUACCAUGUUUUCUUUUGGCCUUGCUUAUACAUGAGAAGUUCACUUUUAGGGAGGUGAUGUGGACGUUUUCCAUUUAUCUGGAGGCUGUUGCAAUUCUUCCUCAACUUGUACUACUACAGCGUACACGGAACGUUGAUAAUUUAACAGGGCAAUAUGUGUUCUUCCUAGGCGCAUACCGAGCAUUAUACAUCCUCAACUGGGCCUACCGCUACUUCACUGAGCCACACUAUGUGCAUUGGAUAACCUGGAUAUCAGGAUUCGUGCAGACAUUGUUGUAUGCAGAUUUCUUCUAUUAUUACCUCAAUAGUUUGAAGAACAAUGUGAAGCUCACCCUACCAGAUUGACAACUCAACUAAUGAUUGUAACUUUUGGUGUUGUAUCAUCUGAAAUGUGGGUGGCUUGGCAUGUCCAACCAGAAAAAACAAAGAUCAGGAAAAAAAUUGUUUUCAUACAGUUCUGAGAGGUGUGACAAUAGAACAGUGCAGUAGCAUAUGUUGAAAUUGUGGUGUGCUCCAUUAUGAGGAAACCGCAGAUGUCUAUGUUGUACAUUUGAAAAUCUUGUAGACGAUACACUGUAAAUUAAAGAGAUAAUUGCCCAUUGCACUAUGGAGAUGAAUAUUACUCUGGGUGAUCAGUUGUUUGUCAAGAGAACCUUGAAACUUUUAAGACAGUAUAUGUGACUCUUUCUACAGCA